Messenger RNA from Leptidea sinapis, 6851 nucleotides. RefSeq names its product MIT domain-containing protein 1-like. Gene Ontology annotation, cellular component: midbody. NCBI's taxonomy places the organism in Eukaryota, Metazoa, Arthropoda, Insecta, Lepidoptera, Pieridae. The record is from RefSeq and is a predicted model, not a curated record. The coding region runs from base 127 to 855 and encodes 242 amino acids. Gene Ontology annotation, biological process: midbody abscission. The transcript has 4 exons.
AAAAAAAUGAUUAUGAAAAUGUUAUGAUCUCAACUGUUAUAAAUAUUUAUAUUUUACAAUUUACUCUUUUGCUUUUUUGUUGUUGAUGUUUUGCCUAUUUUAGUUCAUUUUAAAAAGAGAUCCAUCAUGAAUAUUGAAAACGCUGCUGUGAACAUAUUAAAACGUGGUGUUGACUUGGACAUGAAAAAACGAUACACAGAAGCACUAGUAUGUUAUCAAGAAGGACUACAAAUAUUAGUAGACAAAAUAAGAGGUGAAAGUGAGGAAUCAGCUAAAAGUUACUUACGAAAAAAAGUGGAGGAGUACAUGAACAGAGCUGAAACUAUAAAGAAGCUAGUUAUUCAACAAAAAGAAACAGGACAAUUCCAUGAACAAAUCCAUAUCGAAAAUAAUUCCAUGGGACACAGCUAUAAGACACUUUUUGGCAGGUUUUUAGAUAGUGAUGUGAAAUUUGUGAUUGUGGAAGAUCCCUAUAUUAGGUCUUUUCAUCAGUGCCAAAAUUUCCUGAGGUUAUGUGAGCUGUUGACAAAAUCAUGUUGUAACUUAGGACAUGUGGAACUACUUACAUACAAAGAUAAUAAAACUGAGAGGGAUCAAGAACAGUGGUUCAGAAACUUAGCAAGUGACUUGCAAAAAUACAGUAUUCAACUGGUAGUGAAAUAUUCUGAAACUCUUCAUGACCGCCAGAUUAUUCUGAGUUCCGGGUGGAUUAUAAAAAUCGGCAGAGGUUUAGAUUUCUAUAAGGCACCAGAUCAUAAGUUCUCCCUUGGUGUAUAUGACUUAGACUUGAGACAGUGUCUUGAAACAACUGUAGAUAUUGUUCAUUCAAAGAAUGUUAAACAAUCAUAUGGGUGAUAGAACAAUUUGUUAAAUAAUAGAGUGUAAAUGACUUUUUUGUAACACAUAAAUAAUUUAAAGAGUAAUAUAUUUAUGAUUGAUAAUAAUUUAUGGUCUUGUGAAAACCUUAUAACAAUGUUAUUGUAACAAAAUUGGAGUUUAUUCGAUUUGAAGGACCACAAUAUUUUUAGAUUUUUUUUUAUAUUAACUGGCUCCGUCAACUGAAUGUCGACGAUUCGGCCAAUGUCAAGGUGGAGAGAUUUAUAAGAUAAUAUUUUUAGAUUUAAACCUUAGAUCAUUUAUAUGUCUAGAUAGACUGUGACAGCUGUGAAAACGUCGAAAUAUAUUUGAGGUUGACAGAUAACCUUUAUUUUGAGCCAUGCAUGUACACCAAAGUAGUAAAACUUGGCCUGUUUUCAUCUGUUGUGUUACAAAAUGCACUAAAUCUAGAAUAAUUAAUAAGUUGUUUAACCUGAUUCCUGCCGCCGAAUUCCACCUUCGCACGACAUGCCACAAGUUAGGAUAUCAUCUGGAUGUGUGGUGGUCUUCCACAGUGUGGUUUUCAAGGAGCUUUCUUCCACAUACUACAAAGCUGUGGAAUGAGCUUCCUUUUGCGGUGUUUCCGGGACGAUACGUCAUGGGUACCUUCAAAAAAAGCGCGUACACCUUACUUAAAGGCCGGCAACGCUCUUGUGAUUCCUCUGGUGUUGCAAGAGAAUUUGGGCGGAGGUGAUCACUUAACACCAGGUGACCUGUGGCAUAACAUUAUCGGCUAACGUGAGUUAAUUCUGGAUUCAGUCCUUAUACCUUACAAUAGGAAAGAUUAACAACUAAUAAUCAGUUUUCUAUUUAUGAAAAUGUUAUUUUUAUAUACUUGUUCAAAGUGUUUUACCAUUUAUUACCUGUAUGUUUGUAUACCUACCUCAUGAAGUAGUUCAAUUUUUUUUACAAGUUGCCUGGAUUCGUUUUAUUAGAGUUACGACACUAUUCCUCCUUAGUCUUGUAAAAUUGGUUCCUGUUCCUGAUAAUCAAUAAAUUUAUAAUGUGAUAAUAAUAAUUUAAUUAUUUUGUUAAGAGUAAUAUUCAGCCCACAGUAACAAUGUAAAUCAUAACAUAUCCAGAAAACCCCAAUCAUAUUAUCAUUGUAUCCUUUAAUUGGAUGUGGCACAAGGAUAGGAUAUUAAUUGAUCAAAUUGGUCACUGAUUAAUGGACACUAUUCAUCUUAAGAAUGUUGAUAGGAUUUAUUAAACUUUGUUUUGAUAAUGUUAAUUAUAAGGAUUUGGCUAUAGUUUUACUAGAAACUCAAAGAAUAUUUUUAUAUGAAUUAAAUAAAACAUGUGAAGGCAAACAAAGUAUGUAGUUUGUUUAUAUAGCUGUUUCAUUAUUUGAUUCGCUUGUACCAAGCUAAUUAGAAACCAAUUUCUGUAUAUGCUCUUUUGCUAGAAGAAGUUCAUAAAGCUUUUGUAAGGUACCUGUACAAGCGUCUCCAGGAUGCAUAUCUUUAUCCUACAAAAUUCUUGCUGGGUCACUUGGGGAUUUAAUUCUUUAGAAACCCGACCAGCCUGUGACCAGCUCGUUACCGUCUGCAAAGUUCUUACUUAAUAAUAGACUGUCUCGAGCUUCAUAAAAAAGGGUGUGUGUACUUAUGUACGCACGCAAGAAGUUAUAGGUACUUCUUUGGCCUAACGAAGCAAAAAUCAUUAAUAUGAUUUAUACCUCGUGCUAUUCUACGUUUUUAGAAAGAACAUUUUUGUAAAUUCUUGCACGGCUGACUUUUUAGAUGUUAGAUGAUUAGAUGGCUUUGACAAUUAAUUAUUAAAUAAUGAAUAAGCCGUGAGUUAAUUAAGGGUUCAGUCAUUAUACCUUACAAUAGGAAAUAUUAACAUCUAAUAAUCAGUUUCUGAAUAUGUUAUAUUUAUAUACUUGUUUAAAGUGUUUUACUAUUUAUUUUCUGUAUGUUUCUGUAUUUCAAUUUUCUUUUCAAAUUGUCUGGAUUCGGUUUAUUAGAGUUACGACAGUAUUCCUCCUCAGUCUUGUAAUUUGCUUCCUGUUCCUGAUAAUUUCUAGUUCUAUGUCUAUUUUUAAUUUACUAAAUUUUGUUUUUAAUUUAAUUAAUUAUUUCGAUAAGAGUAAUCUUCAGCCCACCGUGACAAUAACAUUACAGUAAUAAUGUAAAUCAUAAAAUAUUCAGAUAACCCCAAUUAUAUUAUCAUACUAUGAUCACGGACGAGUAAAAAAAAGGAGGACUCCGCGCCGUGAUAUUAACAAGUUAAACCACUAAGCUAGUGUGUGUGCAGUUACGGGGGAUACCAGCUAACACAAAUUAUGUCCCGUUUUUAGUCAUAGUAUUAUAUGGCCACAUUACUUUUAAGUCCCAUUUUCUAAUUUCUGAUAUUUCUGUUUCUUGUUUGCAGUUACUUUGUUCAAACUAAUAUAAAUAUGACGUACUAACAUUUCUCAUUUUUUAAGAAUACCUACACAAAAUUCAUUCAAAAAUUUGUUUGUUUGCCACUGACGUGGUAUCAAACAUACAUACAUUUUAGGUGAACAAAUAACUAUGUGCUUUAUAGUGAUUAAGUUGCUAGGUAAAAACAAAAGUGAUGGGAAUUUUGACAGAGUACUGGAUCCCCGACAAUUCGAAUAGCUCUGCGUUGCACGCGAUUUAAUCUUUAGAACUACUGGGAUGCACCAGAUCAAAGAUGAGAACGAUACUCGUAUUGAAGUAGUUUUCCACACUAAUUAAAAAAAAUAUUGGUUAAGACAUACCUGUUAUCAUAAAUCACUGCAUCUUGAAACAGAUAAUGGUUUAUCUAUAUAUAGAACACCAUUCCAUGGAUUACCCAAUAUUUCGGGUAAAGUCCCUGAUUAUUUACCCGCCACACUGGAUGUCACUGUCCGUCACCGACGAUUGCAGUCUUAAUGGCGGCUGAUCGGCUUAUAUUAGUAUAAGUGUGUGCAUGGGGCUAUCUAUUUACACGUUAAUUGGCUUGUUCUGAUGCUUCACUGUUAUAUAGGUGACACGGAGUCUUUAUUAUUUACUCGUCCGUGACUAUAGUGCGUUUCAUCAAAUAGUUCCUAUGCCGUCAUGUUGGCAGUAAUGGAAAUAAGUGCUGUCACGUUACCCUUUUACGAUUACCCCAAAUUCAGGGAGAUUAAAAAAUUAAUAUGAUGAGUCGUCCCUAUUAACUACUAGCAGUCAAUAUUUCAGUCCUCUUUAUUGUUAAAGGCGUGGGAAUAACUUUUAAUAUCAUUAAUAUUAUCUUUCAUUUAAUAAAAAAAUUAUGUAUAGAAUAAAAAUAAAAAUAUUACAGGUUCAAUGAGAACAAAACACGAUUUUAAUCUAAAAAUGUUUAUUUUCAUAAUUUUUUACAAUAAUUAUGUUCAUCUACAUCUGACAUAUUAUUAUCCUCAGCAUCGCUAUCAUCAGAAGUAUCAGUAUCUUCGCCCACUUCGAUUAUGAAUCUUUCCGUUUCGCUAUCUAUUACUGGGCCGUCGCCGUAGUAUUGGUCUUCUAUUUUUAUGACGUGCUCGCAUUUUUUGUUCCAUUCCUCUGCAGUAAUAGUUGCAAAUGCUUCCUCAGUAAUUUGCACUAUUUUAUUAGCUUCUUGGCCAACGUUUUUUUCAGCAACUCUUCUUUUAACACACUCCAUGUAAGCUCAAUUGGAUUUAAAUCACAAUGAUAAGGCGGAAGUCUUAAUACUUUAUGGCUAUUCUCUUCUAACAUUACAUCUGCUUCAUAUACAGGUAGUUGAUUAUGUUCUUUAAUUAUUUCAUACAGCUGCGCUUUCAACAUCGGCAAAUAUGAAAGUCCUUUACUUGUGAUUCAGGACUGCAUUUCGGACUUAGUGCUUGACAUUGUUGGUACCUUAUCAACUUGAACAGUAUGAUAGGAGGCAUUAUCCAUGACAACAAUUGAUUGCGGAGGUAGAUUUGGUAUAAACUUUUCCCUAAGCCAUUUAUUAAAGUUAACUUUAUUCAUUUCAUCAUGAUAAUCGGCUGAUUUUGAUUGAGAUCUAAAAAUUUGCUGAGCAUUGGGUACAAAUCCCAUGGCGCCACCUGCAUGAACAAUAAUCCAACGUGGGCCUUUAGAAUCAGAAGAUAAAACAAAUUCUUCAGUUUCGCUUUGCCAACAUUGUCCAGCGCAAUAUGUGGCGUGUAUGUAUGUCUCGUCUAGAUAUACAACUGGCCGCUGGGUUUCAAGACGAUUUUUUCUUAAUUCUUCCAGGUAGCGAUGACGCCAGGCAACAAUGUCGUAUCGUUCCAUCAAAACCUUUCUCUUGGAUUUGCAUUUUUUGAAAUAAAAUCCCAUACUUUUUAUAAUUCUCCACAAAGUGGUGCGGCUCCCUUUAUAAUCUAUCUCAUUUCGCAGUUCAUGCAAUAGUUUUGUUAAUGUAGGCAAUUCCUUUCUUACAGAAUAAAAUUCAUGUAUUUUAUGCCUUAAAGCGCACAGUUCAUAAUCAUCCAGUUCGUGGGUUUUUCGUCGUGGGCCACUUUUGCGAGGAGUAGUCGACGUUGAAGCUGCCACUUUACCUUCUUUAGUAAUUUUCGUCACGGUCUUUUCAGAUAUUUCUAAAAGAAAAUUCAAUUUUAUAAAUUAUAACAAGAGCACAUUACUCCUAUAUUAUUGCUUUCAAUAGGUAGAAGAUAGUUAGUUCUACUUUUGUAGUGCAACAAUUAUUAUUUAGUUAUUAUCAAAUGACAAAUAUUUCAGACCCUGACUAUUGUCAGAUUUUUGUACCUAGGUACUUUAUUAAAAAGGUCAAGUGAAUUAACACUAAAAAUACUAUAGGUAAUUAGAAUAAAAUACAAUAGGAAUAUUAGAAUGUUAAGACAUAAUAAUUUGAGUUUAGUCGUGGACCUGGUAAUCAGGACCACAAUACUCGAAUUACCCGAUAAGCAUAUCACAUACGAUAUAAUGUCCUGUCUCGUUUGCGCGCACGGAGAAACCUGCACGCGCGAUAGUGACAGGACGUCAUAUCACACACAAUAUUUAUAUCGGGUGGCGCGGGAAUUGGGGCCCUGACACUGGCAACCCUAUUUGACUUGAGUGCUACCAACAUGACGGCAUAGGAACUAUUUGAAUGAAACGCACUCUAUCCUUUAAACUGUUGGAUGGCACUGGUUGAUUGGCACAAAGAUGGGAUGUUAAUUCAAAGAUUAUAAGGGCAUUAUUCGUUUUAAGAAUGUGGAUAUGAUUUAUGAAACUUUAUUUUGAUAAAUGUUAAUAAUGAUAAGGAUUUAUUUAUAGUCUGUCUAGAAACUCAAAGAAUAUUUUUAUAUGAAUUAAAUAAAACAUGUGAUGGCAAACAGAGUGUGUAGUUUGUUUUUGUUAUAGUUUACAUAGCUGUUUCAUUGUUUGUUUCGCUUGUACGAAGUUAAUUAGAAACCAAUUCUAGUAUAUGCUCUUGUGGUAGAAAAAGCUAUCCGAAAUCUAUCCUGUGACAUAUUUGCAGACCAAUGGAGCUCCGUUGUGAGUCAGUGCUUGCAUUUUUGUGAAGGUUUCAUUUCGCAAACCUAUACCAAUUCUGAGUAUACCUAUUUAAUAUAUUUGACAUUUGUUGUUAUUUAAUUUACAAAAUUUCCGUACUAAUGAAUAAUAAAAAAAAUGUCUUUAAUUUAUACUCCAAACGCCUGCUAUUUUGUCGCGUUUGCUGAGGGGCAAACAAUGACGUCAUAGUUCAUAGCAACAAACAAGCGACAUCUUUUACUUCAUUUCCCUCCGAAUUCUGACCAAUGACGUCGCGUCGCUAAAAAAAUCCUCGCUCAAAAUAACCUUCAAAACUAUAGACAUAGGGAUGAUUCUAAUUUAAUAAAUUAUAUUUAAAAAUUGACAUAUUGUGCAUUAAUCGAUGUAGAGAUAUUUAAAUAAGUACCUCACUUAUUUAAUCCAUUAAUUUUUAUUAUCAUGCAUGUACAUACUUUUUAGGCCACCUGUACCUGUACAACGUUAAUAUUAGUAGUCAGUGAUUUCGGUUUUUAUUUUUUUGUAUAAAUAAAGGUUAUUUGCAAUUUC